AUGAGUGCAAGCUCCUCAACUGUGGACCAAGUGUCCAUUGGAACCGACGAAGACACAGUGGACAAGAAUGCGACUUUCCACGAUAAGUCGACGUGGCCUAUGUCGUCCGAAGUCCAAAUGAUGCGCGAUCGAGACGAACAAGGCGGCGAAAAGCCCAAGAAACUUGGCGUGAGCUGGACGAAUCUUACAGUCAAGGGCCUCGGCGCCGACGUGAACUUCAACGAGAACGUCCUGUCACAACUCUACCCUUUCCACAAAAGCAACAAAACCGAGCCGAUUAAGACCAUCAUUGAUAACUCAAACGGAUGUGUCAAGCCUGGGGAGAUGUUACUGGUCCUUGGCCGCCCUGGGUCAGGCUGUACGACAUUGCUCAACAUCCUCGCCAAUAACUGCCGUGGCUACGAAGAGGUUAGCGGAGACGUCCACUACGGAAGUAUGAUGGCCGACGAAGCGAAACAAUACCGUGGGCAGAUCAUUAUGAACACUGAGGAGGAGAUCUUCUUCCCAACCCUUUCUGUCGAGGCAACUAUCGACUUUGCCACCCGUCUCAAGGUUCCCUUUCAUCUUCCACCCGGGAUGAAGACGCGUAAGGAGUAUGCGGACUUGUACAAAGACUUUCUCUUGCGAUCUGUCGGUAUCUCGCACACUGCCAAAACGAAAGUCGGCGACGCUUUCAUCCGCGGUGUCUCGGGAGGAGAAAGGAAGCGUGUAUCGAUCCUCGAAUGCAUGACGACUCGGGCAAGCGUGUUUUGCUGGGACAACUCAACCCGAGGUCUCGAUGCCAGCACUGCUUUGGAGUGGAUCAAGGCUAUUAGAGCCAUGACGGACAUCCUCGGUCUUACCACUAUCGUUACACUGUACCAAGCAGGAAACGGCAUUUAUGAGCAUUUUGACAAGGUGCUUGUUCUUGAUGAGGGCAAGCAGAUCUUCUAUGGACCCCAGAAGGCUGCUGUUCCUUUCAUGCAGGGCUUAGGCUUCAUGAGGGAUGGUGGCUCCAACCGAAGUGAUUUCCUGACGGGUGUGACUGUUCCUCACGAGCGAGUCAUUGCGCCUGGUUAUGAAAACACAUUCCCUCGCACAGCUGAUGCGGUCCGCAGCGCUUACGAUCAAUCCGCUAUCUCCUCCGAGAUGCUCCAAGAAGCUCGUACCUACGCGAAAACCCAGGAAGCCAACGACAACACCGCCGUCUUCAAGGAAAUGGUUGCUCGAGAGAAGUACAAGGGAGUCCCCAAGAACUCACCUAUCACGGCCGAUUUUCUUACUCAGGUCAAGACUGCCACUACCAGGCAAUACCAGAUCCUUUGGGGAGAUAAGAAGACCAUGUUCGUGAAGCAAGGUGCCACUGUCGUGCAGGCUCUUGUCGGCGGGUCUCUGUUCUACAAUGCCCCCGACAAUUCUGCUGGUCUGUUUCUGAAGGGAGGUGCCCUGUUCUUCUCUAUCUUGUACCCUGCCCUCAUCGCCCUCUCUGAAGUUACGGAUUCUUUUACUGGCCGACCUAUCUUAGCCAAGCAACGUCAGUUUGCGUUGUAUCACCCUGCCGCCUUCGUCAUUGCCCAUGUCGUCGCUGAUCUACCUAUCCUACUAUUCCAAGUAUCUCAUUUCGGCAUCGUUCUCUACUUCAUGGUUGGCCUCAAGGCUACUGCUGGUGCAUUCUUCACGUACCUGAUCAUCAACUAUGUAUCAGCGCUAUCCAUGACAUCCUUCUACCGUUUCGUCGGCGCCGCCUUUCCCACCUUUGACGCCGCGACGAAGGUCUCUGGUCUUGCAACUGCUACCCUGUUCGUUUACAUGGGGUACAUGAUUGUCAAGCCUGAGAUGCAUCCGUGGUUUGGGUGGAUCUUUUGGAUUAAUCCCAUGGCUUAUGCAUUUGAUGCCUUGCUGUCCAACGAGUUCCAUGGUCAGACCAUUCCCUGUGUUGGUCCGUACCUUGUGCCUAACGGUCCGGGGUAUAUGGAAGGACAGGGCGGUCAAGCUUGUGCUGGAGUAGGCGGUGCGCUUCCCGGUGCGACGAGCGUUACCGGCGAGCAGUAUCUGAGUCAUAUGUCAUUCGCCAAAAGUCAUAUCUGGCGUAACUUUGGAAUCAUCUGUGCGUGGUGGGUUCUCUUCGUUGGCCUGACGAUCUUCUUUACCAACGGCUGGAAGCAAGUCGGCGAAGGUGGCCGCAGCUUGCUCAUCCCUCGGGAACAACAACGCAAGUCCAAGCACCUGGUCCAACCCGCCGCUGAUGAGGAAUCGUCGUCUUCUGAGAAGACCAAGGCCAACUCCCCGUCUGAUACCAACAGCAACAUUGAGAACAACCUUAUUCGUAAUAAGAGCAUCUUCACAUGGAGGAAUUUGACAUAUACUGUCAAAACCUCCGAUGGCGACCGCGUGCUUCUGGAUGGUGUACAGGGUUACGUCAAGCCCGGCAUGCUUGGUGCUCUGAUGGGGGCUUCUGGCGCCGGCAAGACCACGCUCCUCGAUGUCCUCGCACAACGGAAAACCGAGGGAACCAUCCAUGGAUCGGUCUUAGUUGAUGGUCGGCCUAUCUCAGUUUCGUUCCAACGUUCCGCUGGUUAUGUCGAACAGCUAGAUGUCCACGAACCGCUCGCAACCGUCCGAGAAGCUCUCGAAUUCUCGGCCUUAUUGCGCCAGCCCUCUGAUGUAAGCAAGGAAGACAAGCUACGAUACGUUGAUACUAUCGUUGACCUUCUUGAAUUGAACGACCUCGAACACACCCUUGUCGGACGACCAGGAAACGGUCUUUCUGUCGAACAACGCAAGCGUCUCACCAUUGGUGUCGAGUUAGUUGCAAAACCGAGCAUCCUUAUUUUCCUCGACGAGCCUACGUCUGGACUCGAUGGACAGGCUGCGUACAACACCAUUCGCUUUCUUCGGAAGCUCUCUGCGGCAGGACAAGCUAUCUUGGUUACCAUUCAUCAGCCAUCAGCGCAGCUGUUUAGGCAGUUCGACACGCUUUUACUGCUGGCCAAGGGAGGCAAGACUGUCUAUUUCGGCGAUAUCGGUGACAAUGCUUCCACUAUCAAGUCUUAUUUCGGUCGUCACGGUGCUCCAUGCUCACCCGAAGCUAACCCUGCUGAACAUAUGAUCGACGUGGUUUCAGGUAAUGGUCCAGCCAGCCACAACAAGGACUGGAACAAGAUCUGGCUUGAAUCGCCUGAACAUGAUGCUUUGACCAAGGAACUGGACCAUAUGGUUGAAGAUGCUCUCUCUCAACCUUCGCGCGCGAACGAUGACGGGCGUGAGUUUGCCGCCUCCAUGUGGACUCAAGUCAAGCUAGUCACGCAUCGCAUGAAUGUCUCGCUCUUUCGUAACACCGAGUAUAUCUACAAUAAGCUGGCCAUGCACGUCCUGCUAGCCUUUCUCAACGGCUUCACCUUUUGGAAGAUUGGAGACAGUCUUACCGAUCUUCAGCAGAACCUCUUUACUGUUUUCAACUUUAUCUUCGUUGCACCCGGUGUUAUUUCCCAAUUGCAGCCUCUCUUCAUUGACCGUCGCGAUAUCUACGAGGCCCGCGAGAAGAAGAGUAAGAUGUAUCACUGGGCGCCUUUUGUUGCCGGCCUGAUUGUCUCGGAGUUCCCAUACUUGAUCGUUGCAGCUUUGUUGUAUUACGUUUGUUGGUAUUUUACUGCUGGCCUACCCACUGGUCCCAACCAAGGUGGCAGUGUUUUCUUUAUUGUCGUGCUCUAUGAAUUCAUAUACACUGGAAUCGGACAGAUGAUUGCGGCAUACGCCCCCAACGCUGUGUUUGCAUCUCUUGUGAACCCGUUAGUCAUUACUACGCUGGUCUCUUUCUGCGGCGUCAUGGUACCAUAUGGUCAAAUUACAGCCUUCUGGAGAUACUGGAUCUACUACCUUGACCCUUUCAACUACGUAAUGGGCUCCUUACUCAUCUUCACGACCUGGGACAAGCCUGUCAAAUGCAAGGAAGACGAGCUCACCAUCUUCGACCCGGCUCCCAACAAGACCUGCGGCGCCUAUCUUUCGGCUUAUAAGCAGGGCAUGGGAGUGGGCAUCAACCUCCUCAACCCCGACGCCACCUCGUCCUGCCGUGUCUGCCAAUACACUGAAGGAGGAGAUUAUCUGAAGUCAAUGAACCUCAACGCGGAGUGGUAUGGAUGGAGGAACGCGGGCAUCUGUGCCAUCUUCGCAGUUGGCUUUUAUGGGCUUGUGUUUUUGAUGAUGAAGCUCAGGACCAAGGCUACUAAGAGGGCUGAGUCUUAA
Messenger RNA from Fusarium coffeatum, 4224 nucleotides. RefSeq lists its product as uncharacterized. Gene Ontology annotation, biological process: transmembrane transport. The record is from RefSeq and is a predicted model, not a curated record. Gene Ontology annotation, cellular component: membrane. The transcript has 3 exons. Bases 1 to 4224 code for a protein of 1407 amino acids. Gene Ontology annotation, molecular function: ATP hydrolysis activity; ATP binding; ABC-type transporter activity. NCBI's taxonomy places the organism in Eukaryota, Fungi, Ascomycota, Sordariomycetes, Hypocreales, Nectriaceae.